AACAUAUGUUAUAUCCGUCGACAUUUAAUCCGGCCAAUUGAAGCCUACAUCAAACUUCGCUGUCAUUUCUCAAUGUGCCCAUAUUCGAAACGAACCCGCUUCUGACCGCCGGCCAUCGUUCUCGUCGAACCUGUCGCCUGCGACGAAGGGCUCGACGAGUAAAUUAACCCUCAGACACAGCCCACUGAGUUUCUCCCCGGAUCUCCUCAGUGGGUCGCGUUUCCGAUCCGGUGGUAGAUUCUGUGAAGCACGGCUCUUGCUAGGGUUCGUGCUAGCAUCGUCGUCAGGUUUGAGCCCCGUGAGCUCACCUACUAGUUAAGAUUACGCUGAAAUAGCCUCUCAAGGCUCUCAGCUUGGUAGGAUAAAAAAAAAGAACUUCUGACCGUCCGUGAGUUAAGGUAGUGCACAUCUUUAGACGAUUCGCCUCACUGAAACACGUUCGUUUCACUCAUACACGCUUCUUAAUCAAAUCUACAACAAAUGCGAGACUUUUCUCUAUGCAAUUAUCUUAUCUUUAAAUGAGGCUUAGAGACUUGUGCUAUAAAUUCUGUGACAUUCGUCAGAGAUCGCCGAUUUAUUCUGCAAAAAAUCUGCCUCGCUUAAAAUUUCAUGUCUAUCUUAUCGGUCAUACAUUGCGUCAAUGGUUCGGCAUCGAAAAUAUCAGUUCUCUUUAGUAGUGGUAGGGCGUCAUGUGAACUUACAAGGGCAGGUCCACCAACCUGCUUAUUUGUGGCAAUAAGCAGUAAUGAGUUUCGGUUUAAAGGGUGAGACAACCGUUGUACUGUAAAAACUGAGACGUAGAGCUCAUACCUUAAGAUGGGUGGCGGUCGUUACUUUGUUGAUGUCUAUGGGCUCCGGUAACACUUGAGUUGUGUGCUCAUCUACCCAUCUAAGCAAAAAUUUUCACACUUUCCACUAAGCACUUCACCCAGUAACUAAAAUCAAACGAAUUAACUUUAAUUGUGCCCUGAUUUGAUGAAAUUGAUCUCUUCGUAAUUACGUAAUAUGUUACAAAUUUAACAUGGAUUAUGCUAGCCCUUUCUAAAAAAAUUCCGAGAAAAUUCUGAAGCGCGAUGCUUUGCAAUGUACAGAACUCUGAUGUAAGACGAGGUGCGGCCUGAGAUGAGUCCGGGUGUCGCAACCCGGUCUUCACCAAGGUCGCUUCUCCCCAUCUCUUAAGUAGUGUCAUUCAUUGUCCGUGCGAAGAUCGUUCGAACGUGUCAGUACACCUGUUGUGCAGACAUGGAGAGGACUUUUGUGAUCUUGACGUGCUUUUGCGCCUUUGUUUACACACAAACACAGUACCAGCCUUUUGGACAGACAAAUCGCUUCCAAAAUCAGUACCAGGAACAAGCACCCGUCAGGCCUACUGGACAAUGCAGGGAACUGAACGAAAGGUAUCCAGUGUCCGGAAGCUGCGACAGAUAUAUUGAAUGCAUCAAUGGAACCGCUGAAGAGAAACUAUGCCCCGAUGGUCUCCGUUACAAUCCCAACGUGAAUUUCGAUGUAUAUCCGUGCCAGUACCCUAACGAAGUGCCGUGUCUCGAACGAUCCUCGCUACAGCCACCGCAACCGACAGAAUUGUGUCCCCAUCAAUUCGGAUACUUCAAAUUAGGCGACGCCCGCAAUUGCAGCGGAUUCAGAAACUGCGUGAACGGUGUAGGCUACGAUUUUGUAUGUCCCGACGGACUGGCUUUCAAUUCUGAGACCUACCGCUGCGAAUGGCCUGAUGAAGUCGCCGACUGCGAUGCUGAAGCUUUCCUCGGAUUCCGUUGCCCCGAAGUACCAAUAAGUAGAGAACUUGGUCCCCCAGCCGGAUAUAGAUACUACAGGUCUGACAACAAUUGCCAGAAGUAUUUCCUGUGCAUCGAUGGGCAUCCUCGCGUCCUCUAUUGCGGUGGUGAGUCCGCAUUCGACGAUCUAACCUCAACAUGUGUCUCCGCCGAUGAAGUAGGAGCAUGUCCUGCUGAGCUAAGGGCCGCAGCAGUCCGUGCCAAGGACGACGCAAAGCAACUGCUCGCCAAAGAAGUCGAAUUCAAUGCGUAUCAGCUAACACGAAAACCGUCAUUAAGCUAUAGAAAUUAAGUCUUGCACUUGGCACAUUAAAAUGGUUGGAAAUAAGACUAUUUCUAAAACACAUUUUGUCUAGUCUAAUUAUUAAGUUACCUAUUUUUACAAUGUUUUUUUUAAUAAAUAACUUCCUGUUUCAAUAUAAUCAAAUCUAGAAGCAUUAUUCUAAAUGAUAAUGGAAUUGUUUAUCCAAGUUCAUUAAACAAUUUGUUAUUAAUUAUGUCAUACAAAGCAAUGUAAUAAAUAACAUUAAUAAAAUACGUUUUGUAGUUAAA
Bombyx mori (domestic silkworm) is the source of this 2345-nucleotide messenger RNA. Its product is annotated as protein obstructor-E. Gene Ontology annotation, molecular function: chitin binding. The coding region runs from base 1243 to 2085 and encodes 280 amino acids. NCBI's taxonomy places the organism in Eukaryota, Metazoa, Arthropoda, Insecta, Lepidoptera, Bombycidae. The record is from RefSeq and is a predicted model, not a curated record. Gene Ontology annotation, cellular component: extracellular region. The transcript is spliced from 6 exons.